Messenger RNA from Telopea speciosissima, 1730 nucleotides. Its product is annotated as beta-glucuronosyltransferase GlcAT14B-like. The transcript has 4 exons. Gene Ontology annotation, cellular component: membrane. NCBI's taxonomy places the organism in Eukaryota, Viridiplantae, Streptophyta, Magnoliopsida, Proteales, Proteaceae. Gene Ontology annotation, molecular function: glucuronosyltransferase activity. The record is from RefSeq and is a predicted model, not a curated record. Bases 191 to 1474 code for a protein of 427 amino acids.
AACAUAUUUCAGUUCCUGAUUUCUCAUUUAAUUCCACAAAGCUAUCAAAGUGAGCACCGCCAUUGGAGAAGCUGAAGAGAGCGAUGAUACGAAAUCAAUUUUAACAGUGUCUUUCUCAGUUCUCUUCUCUCUCUGACAAGUAAGGAAGCAGAGAGAGGGAGAGAGAGAGAGAGAGAGAGAGAGAGAUGAAAUGAAGGGUCUAAAGAGUUAUCUGCAUCUGAGGCAACCACCACAUAUGGAGAGGAAAUGGAUCUUUCCCUUGGCAAUAGGGUCUUUGGUCUCGCUUUUCCUUCUCUUUCUCACAACCCUCAUCUCCCCAGACGGAACUCUGCUCUUCCCUCUCUAUCGGUCAGCCACCGCUUCUGGUGCCGUCUUCGUCGAGUCCAAGCUCCGCCCUCUCUCCUUGUCUUCCCUUCCUCCACCCCCUCGCAUCGCCUACCUUAUUUCCGGCUCAGCCGGCGAUGGUGAGAUGCUGAAACGUACUCUACUUGCCCUCUACCACCCUCUCAACCGCUACAUCGUCCAUCUUGACCUCGAGUCCUCUCCCAAGGAACGAAGCGAUCUCUUCGAGUUCGUGAGGACACAUCGGGUCUUUACCUCGGUGGGUAAUGUCCGAAUGAUCACCAAGGCCAAUCUUGUCACCUAUAGGGGCCCCACCAUGGUCGCCAACACGCUCCACGCCGCAGCCAUCUUGUUGAAGGAAGGUGGCGAGUGGGACUGGUUCAUCAAUCUCAGUGCCUCCGAUUAUCCCCUCGUUACUCAAGACGAUCUGUUGCACACGCUCUCUUAUUUGCCCCGGGAUCUCAAUUUCAUCGAUCAUACCAGCGACAUUGGGUGGAAGGAGUUUCAGCGGGCAAAACCAAUUAUUGUAGAUCCUGGGUUGUAUAUGACCAAGAAAUCUGAUGUUUUCUUCAUUACCCAGAGGCGAAGCAUUCCCACUGCCUUCAAACUCUUCACAGGUUCUGCCUGGGUGAUGCUCUCUCGCCCUUUCAUUGACUACUGCAUUUGGGGGUGGGACAAUCUACCUCGCACUGUUCUCAUGUACUAUGCAAAUUUUAUCUCCUCUCCCGAAGGCUAUUUCCAUACUGUCAUCUGUAAUGCUCAGGAGUUUCGAAAUACUACUGUCAACAGUGACCUGCAUUUCAUAUCAUGGGAUAAUCCCCCCAAGCAACACCCCCACCACCUCAACCUCAAUGACAUGACAAGGAUGGUUGACAGCAAUGCUCCAUUUGCGAGGAAGUUCCUUAGAGAUGAUCCAGUACUGGACAAGAUAGAUGCUGAGCUUUUGUUUCGAGGGCCUGGCAUGAUUGUUCCAGGUGGAUGGUGCAUCGGGAGCAGGGUAAAUGGAACAGACCCAUGCUUGGUGGUGGGUAAUACUACAGUCCUUAGGCCAGGUCCUGGUGCAAAAAGGCUUGAAAGUCUUAUAGUCUCUCUCUUAUCUAACGAUAAUUUCCGCCCAAGGCAGUGCAAGUGAUAGAAGGGGUGCUUGUGGAGAUCGUGGGGCAGCUUCUGUUGUCAAGCAUACUAGCUGCAUCUGAGAGAUGUAAACUACCACGAGCAGAUAAAGAGUAUUUGGUUCUUGGAUUGGCAGAAAUGGGUUAGAUUUGGUAGAAGUAGGAAGGAGUGUAAAGCCAUAAUUAUCAGUAGCUAAUAGGAUACACACAGUCACUGAAAAAUCCUUUCAUCCUCCAUACUGGUUUAAUCUUUAUAUAUAGCUCUCAUGUUCCACA